CACCAUAUCUUCAACCACCAUUAUUUCAUCCAACAAUGGCGACGGCGACGUCCUCCUGCCUUCUGCUAACCGCGCUGUUCUUCUUCUUCUUCAACCUCUGCGACUGCACCGAGUUCCAGGUCGGCGAGACAACCGGCUGGACCGUCCCGCCGCGCAACGACACCGAAUUCUACAACAAUUGGGCCUCCGCCAAGCGAUUCACGAUCGGAGACACCAUACGGUUUAGUUACGGGAAAAAGGACUCUGUAAUGGAAGUGAGCAAAAGAGACUACGAAGACUGCAACUCAACGCGCCCAAAUUACUUCUCCAACACCGGCGACACCAUCUUCGCCCUCAACCGCUCCGGCCGCUCCUAUUUCAUCAGCGGCACGGCGGGGCACUGCCGGAACGGCCAGCGGAUGGUCGUUUGGGUCAUCACGCAGCAGGAUCAUUCGCAUGCCGCCCGUUCCUCCGCCGCCUCCGGGGGCGGUUUAGCUCCGAUAACUGCCGCCGUCAUCACGAUAAUCGGUUCGGUUUGCUGCCUGCCCUUUUUUUAA
Messenger RNA from Andrographis paniculata, 536 nucleotides. Its product is annotated as stellacyanin-like. NCBI's taxonomy places the organism in Eukaryota, Viridiplantae, Streptophyta, Magnoliopsida, Lamiales, Acanthaceae. The transcript is spliced from 2 exons. The record is from RefSeq and is a predicted model, not a curated record. The coding region runs from base 36 to 536 and encodes 166 amino acids. Gene Ontology annotation, molecular function: electron transfer activity. Gene Ontology annotation, cellular component: plasma membrane.